Molecule: messenger RNA, 5549 nt
Organism: Ostrea edulis (European flat oyster)
Lineage: Eukaryota; Metazoa; Mollusca; Bivalvia; Ostreida; Ostreidae
Exons: 9
Coding region: 2227-4074 (615 amino acids)
Source: RefSeq, a predicted model, not a curated record
UUAUGAAUUUUCUCAUGAGAGGAAUAUUUAUAAUAUAGGCAGAAGGUACAAAUUAUUGGACUUAGUUUGACUGGUACGUGACCUGUAGUCUGUCUAAACUAUAAACCAGAUACACUGAUACCGUACUUGUUCAUGUGUCAUCUCGCUCGUUAAACCAUUAGCUACUUAAAAGGAAAAGUAAAUGGCCGGUAUCACAAUAGAUAUUUGUGAGCCUUGCACAACAUUGAGCCUCGUUCAAUAAAUGCCUAUUGAAGCCGAGGAUUACGUUUUAUUUUCUGUUUUUCAUGAGGCCGCUGUGAGCUAUUGACUGCUGUCAGACAUUUAAAAAUAUUUUCAUUUCUGGGUUUAAAGCAGGUCUGUGCUUGGAUUGGGGUGCUCCACAAUCUCUAGGUUUCAUUUCUAAUACAUGAAGUGGCAUUAACACCCGGUGGUCAGUAGUAUACAGCUUGGUGACCGGUGGGGAUUACUGGACGGAUACUGAGCGGGUCAGAUAGAGACAUUGAUACUGUCAUUGUUGGUGUAGGGGAUUUACCAUUGUACACACUAACUACAGUUACAAGCAAGACUUUACUAUCUGAUUGUGUUUAGAAGGAUUUCCAUAAUUCUAUGCAUUGUUCAGGUAAGUAUGGGAAAUAUGCAGCUCUCUCAAUGAAUGGUUCACGGGAAGUUUGUAUUUGUUUAUUCAAGUUUUAGUACAUCUGUUAAAAUAGGAAACUGCACUGUGUCAUAUAAUGCAGUUCUUAACUGACAAAUCAAUAUAUAGACAUUGAAAUUUAGUCUUGUGCACAUUUAUACACAGUAUUAGAAUUUAAUCUCGUGUACUUUUCAGACAGGCCAUAAACAUGAAUAAAUUUGGUCAAAUUAAGUAUUUUUAAAUUCCUGAUUUUCUUAUCAGUAAUAUACCCAUCAAACCGAUUAGAUUGAAAACGAUCACAGGAGCGUUUUAAUUAAGCUGUACAAUUUGAUCUUAGUAAAUCAUUGAGGCGUGUAGAUGGAACAUGAAAUAAAAAUCUAACAAUUCUAAACCCUUCAGCAAUAUAAUCCCCCAACAUGAGAUGGGGUGAUAAAUGGGUGAGAUACGUACAGUGCGUUACCCGUGACCCGAUUAAUUGGAAUUACAAGUCUUACAGAAGAAUGGAAUGCACUGGUGCAUUAUCAGCCAGCAUACAGUUAUUGAAUUAUUUCUCUGGUAUAUAUACAAGGUAUAUACAUAUCUGUGUUAUGAAAUUAACGUGACAUAAACACACUGCAAUAUUGAUCAAUGCUUGUAAGUUCAUAUUUUCAUUAGUGUCACACACGUUUUAUUUUGUUGCCCGUUGUUCAGUAAAUCUUGACACACUAAGGGAUGGUAGAUCUUUCUGCUGUUUAAUAUGCUAUCCACUAUUGGGAAGUUAUGGUCAGUAAUUGUUCAGUAAAUCUUGACACACUAAGGGGUGGGGCUUUUUGCUGUUCAGUAUAAUUUCUAACUUGUUCUACAAUAGGGAAGUUAUGGUCAGUAAUUGUUCAGUAAAUCUUGACACACUAGGGGGUGGGGCUUUUGCUGUUCAGUAUAAUUUCUAACUUGCUCUAAUAUUAAGAAGUUGUGGUCCGUUGACACAGGUCAUUUGAUUCAGAAUUACAUUUCAUCUCGUGAUUGGUGGAUCAUGAAUUCUGAAGUGAGCAGACCUCAUUUGAUGCAAAUUUGUCAUUGCUUUCUUUGGUAUGCAUCUUACACAAUACAAUGAAAUGUACUAUUACUGUAAAAUGUAAAUUGAGAAUCAUCAAAAAGCAGAGGCAAGCUGUACAAUUAUCUCCCCUUGUAUGCAAGGGGUGGAGUGCAUCUCUCCAAACCUAUGCUUGAGAUUUUUAUAAUAAUAAGCUGUUUCUUAUUAUUCUGUAAUCAGGAAAUUGUUUUUUACUUCAAACUUUGUUGCCAUUAGGAACUGUAAUAAGCAUUGGUAGGAUGGGAAAUGUGUUAUUAGGCACUAUUUGAAUCCCCCUCCCCCCACCAACCCAUCUCCCCCCCCACCCCCCGAAUGUUUAUGAGAUACUCAAGUGUAGAUUUAGUAGUCAUUUUCUCGAGGAAGAGAGAAGGGGCUCAGACAAGUACAUUUAAAGUGUAGCUGGUGCAUUUAAAAGUUCAAAUUUGUUAUUUUAGGUACACAUUAAAAGGAUAUGACUCCAAACAAGACUCAUGGCAGCUAACUACGAGACCAUGGAUUAGAAGUGGCUUGUACCCUGUAACACAUGAUGACAAUGGACAUGGAACCACCCAAUGACUUCCUCCACGGGCUGAACAGGAUCCGCUGCAAUGGCUCCCGGAUCAUGGUGGGGAACCGGGAUUUUACCUCCGCCUCCGAGGCCUUAGAGGCCUACCUGGAUCAAUAUGCAGGUUUGACCUCUAAACACAAAGGUCGCUACAGACAGAAUGUCUCAGAUCUUCUAGACCCAAAGUCGCCCCUCCAUCAAACCGCGGAACGAUCCCUGCAAACUGGGAUUCGAGACACAGCUGCCGAACUGAAACUUGCUAGCGCUCGAGAUUCCAUCAACGAAUCGUAUGACAAAAUGAAAAGAAGUAUGGCUCUCAGAGCAGAAGAACGUGAGAGAAGAAACCUGCAGGGUUAUGGGCAGGUUCACCGAGUUGAUGAAGCUCUGAACAAAUCCGGAGAACUCCUACAGAGAAUAGCUAAUGAUGAAGCUCUCCCUAAGGAUGGUCCGAGUGACAUUGAGAGUAUGAACACCGACACGCUCAUCAACAUGAACUUAGAGACAGCGGGGCAGAAACGAGGACACGUGUAUUCUUAUAAGAACCCCAGACACAGAUCCAAAACUGUGGGGGCGGCGCCUCGAAAGAGAGACCUGUCUAGUGUAGAGGACAUUCUGGGAUCCAGACGAAGUGGUCUGGCCAAUUUACCGCCCCCGAUGAGUUACAAGUCCUCCCAACCAAGGGAGAGAAGCAGGUCCAUUUCUCCGUCUUCUUUCAGACAUCACGAGAGAUUGGCCAGUAACCCUGCCCGACAGGCCUAUGACAUUCCUGUGAAAAGUUAUGAUCUGGAUUUAUCUCAGACUAAGAAGCCUCCCAGCUGGAUUGAUGCUUUGGACAUUUCUAAUCCAAGUGAGAGUUUUUGGAGUAAGAGGGACCUUGUGUCAGGUCGUCCGGCUCCUAGCUGGAUACACGGACUAGAUAAGUCGGAUAUUACUGGUGUAACAGCUGAUCUACCUCAGAAGCGUGUGGGCUUCUCAGAAAAAGUGGCUAAAUCUAGUUUUGACAGAUCACAUGACUCAAAUCCACCUGGUCUAGAUUUCAAUGAUUUGUUGUCAAAAUCACCUGGAAAAUCUUCAUUAAAGUCGCCAAAGUCAGGUCGAAAGGCUUACAAUUUUUCAAGCAAAUUGGCUCCAGAAGUUUUGAAUGCAGGGAACACAAGUGCAAACAGUAGUGAUAUUUUGGAAAAAUAUUUAGACACUUCUACAAAGGGGGAUAACUCAUUUGAAAUUUCACGUCGUCCUCGGUGUUCCAGUCUGGACACUGAGGCACUAUUGGCGGGAAUAUCAGCUCCAAACAAAAGUGACAUAACCGGAGCAAGCCCCAUCACACCAGUAAAGUCACCAACACAGACCAGAGGUAGCAAUCGACCACAAAGUCCGGACACAGACAUGGUUCUGGAUGGGGACCGGUCCUGGGAGAAACCUGUGGCACCUAGCCUGAAGCCAGUGGUGUUUACAGAGAAUGACAACCUACAAACCAACACACUGACAGGGACCCCCCAGCCUGGAAGUCUGGAGGCCCUCAAGAAUAUGUUGUUUAAACUCCAGACUGAGGCUGCGGCUCACGCGGCAGGGAAUCCCACCACUGUAGAAAACUUACAGAGUGGUGUUCCUUCUGCAGGAAAGUUAGAGGAUGACAUCCCUGCCCUUAAGGGUUACAACUGGCAAGAGCAGCCCGGGGGACAGUCCCUAGAAAAAGCUCUCCUUCACCUGGGAAAUCUAAAGACAAUCGUAAACAACGAAAAGGUGGCGCGAAGUCGAUCUCCCUCACCCCACAGAAUGAGAAGCAGGUCCCAUUCACCAGGUCGCCCAAGGACCCCACUCAGCUAGUCACGUGCCAACAUUUACUCUCUACAUUUACAAAACACAGCUGACUGUUAAUUUAAGUUUAUCUGUUGUCUUUUUACAUUCCAUCUUUAUAUCCAUUGUUGAUUAAAUACCUAGAUGCGCUAGUCUGUUAUCAAUGCUAGCUUCUUACCUCCAUCCACCCGAGGCUACAAUCAGAAAUCCAGGAUUCCUACAAAUGAAAAUGUUUAUUUUAUGUGUUGUCUUGUGUAAAGCAACAUCGUACCAUGUCUUUUUCCCACAAUACUUUGUAAUUCGCAGCGGAAGAACUUUUUACAGAGUUCCUGUAUUCCAUUAAGUGUAUUUAUAUUACUGCCUGUUUAUUUCAGAUUUUUUUUAAAGUUGCCAUCUUAUGAAAAUGAUAACACUUUAUUUCAUGUUUCAAUACUACAAUUUCAGGUUUUCUGCAGAACACACUCGAUUCUUAAAACUUGUGUAAGGGCCCUGUAUACACUGCACUCUGGAGAGUUCAAAUUUCUGCAAUUAGAGUGAUCUGCCCUUUGGUGAAUGAUACAAUAAACUGAAUUUACAGUGUUAUCCACAUUUUGUAAUCAAUUGAGGAAUUUUCAUCAUUACAUUAUACCAAGAUAAAGUUACUAAAUGCUAUAUUUGAAAAUCUUUGACAUUUCAAAUCAAUAAUUUUGAUUUUGAGUCAUCAUUUCUUCGUAGUCUUUGAAGAUUUUUUCCUGGGGCCAAAUGACACAUAUGAUACCCCAUACUGAAAAUAUCAAGAUAAACUCAACAUGUACACCUUUAUGUGAAAUAAUUUUCUUAUUGUCUGAAAACAUUUGUCGACAGUGUAUAGAGGGUCCUUAAUAUCCGCAAGGUGAGAAUGGUAGUACAUGUACCUUGUGUCAUUAUGUACUUGAGUUAAAGUAUAUAUUGAUGAGGUUGUAGGAAAAUAGUUGAUGCUUAUUUCAUAGAAAUCCAAUACCAUUGUAUCAUAACUUAGGCAUUUUUAUAUUCUUCAAAAUGGAGAAGCACAAGUUUGGUUGUAAAUUUUACUGAGAGCACCUGCUUGUUGUGAUAUUGUGUAAAUUUCACUGAGAGCACCUGCUUGAUGUGAUAUUGUAUAAAUUUCACGGAGAGCACCUGCUUGAUGUGAUAUUGUAUAAUUUUCACAGAGAGCACCUGCUUGAUGUGAUACUGUGUACAUUUCACUGAGAGCACCUGCUUGAUGUGAUAUUGUGUACAUUUCACUGAGAGCACCUGCUUGUAGUGAUAUUGUAUAAAUUUCACUGAGAGCACCUGCUUGUGAUUUGUGUACAUUUCACUGAGAGCACCUGCUUGUUGUGAUUUGUGUACAUUUCACUGAGAGCACCUGUCUGUUGUGAUAUUGACACUGUAAUGAUAUUUUGUUAUUGUAGUUAGAAACUGGUUCUUUGUACAUUUUCAAUAUUAUUUAUGUUUUUGAAUAUUACAGUUUUGUUAUCCAUUUCUCAUUAAAUUUUUGUAUUUAU